AUGACCUCUUGCGCCGCGAGCCGCAUGGACAAGGCGGUACCUUACCAAGUGAGCAGGACGACAAUCUUCCACGGCCAGAAUCUCCGCUACUGCCGCCACGUCUUCCUCACAGGAGGAGCCAUCAUGUUAAAACUAGGCAUAGCCCCGAUCGCGAGACCGACCGUGGCCCCCGCAAGUUACGGCAUCAUGGUAUCCGCGCCUAUGGAUCCCGUCAGAGAUAACAAUAAGCCGUGGUAUGUCGACGUGCUCAGCCAAGAGCACCGCUGUAACAUCAUGGAGUGGUUCAUGUCCUACAGGUUAACAUUGAUCUCCUUUGGCAACGAUUUCCAGGGCCAGGACAUAGUUCGUGGGAGAAAGAUAAGAGUACAGCAGUCUCAAAACUUUCCUUACUUGGACUCGAACCGAACUAUCCAUAAAGAUUUGCACAAAUGGAUUCAGUUCCCGGACGAGCCUGUUCAUUACGAUGCGCUAGGUAGGAACCCGUGA
This is a messenger RNA of Parascedosporium putredinis, 486 nucleotides long. The record is from the annotation of a GenBank genome assembly. Lineage: Eukaryota; Fungi; Ascomycota; Sordariomycetes; Microascales; Microascaceae.